This is a messenger RNA of Lodderomyces oxycetoniae, 2475 nucleotides long. RefSeq names its product Arf family guanine nucleotide exchange factor. Gene Ontology annotation, biological process: regulation of ARF protein signal transduction. The record is from RefSeq and is a predicted model, not a curated record. The transcript has a single exon. The coding region runs from base 1 to 2475 and encodes 824 amino acids. NCBI's taxonomy places the organism in Eukaryota, Fungi, Ascomycota, Pichiomycetes, Serinales, Debaryomycetaceae. Gene Ontology annotation, molecular function: guanyl-nucleotide exchange factor activity.
AUGACUUUAGAGAUUUAUCCCAUCACCGCGCUAAAUUUAUACCACGACAAGUUCAGUCCCGAGGAAACAAUCAAAAUCCUUGGUUCAGCAUCAUGUUCCUUGCGUGAAGAGUAUAUGAGAUGUUUUGAUUUCCCCGAGAAUAUCCUAACUUCGCUUCGAAUGCUUUGUCAACGCUUACAUAUGAGAGCAGAAAGCCAGCAGUUGGAUAGGAUCAUGAGCUCUUUUGCCCACUCAUAUUUGGAACAGCAUCCAAGGAAUAAGUUCAAAACUAAUAAUUAUGAAAUGAUCUAUAUUGUAAUGUACAGUUUGAUACUUCUCAAUACAGCUUUGCACAAUGCCGAGCUAGGCAAGAGAUCAAGAAUAAGUAAGGCUGAUUUCGUGCUGAACACGUUUACAACUUUUUUACUACAAGAUGAAGAAACACUGAGCAAGAUUACGAUAACUGAAAAAUGUACUAUUGAAAAUGAAUUGGCCAUGUAUUAUGACGAUUUGUUGAAAAACGAAUUACACUUGAAAGGCACUGGCGAUGAGAGCAAGAGCAAUGUCAAUGUCAAUGCCAAAGUCAAUGCCAAUGCCAAUGCCAAUAGCAGCAAUGGCAAAGGUAAACAUGGAUUGGAGCAUGAACUUAGAAGACAAUCCUCAGCUUCAUCGAUAUGGUCAGUUGACACAAAAAGAUCUUCUUUAGGCAUAAACAGAGUUUUUACUAAUGCAUCAGAACAAUCUCGUAUACCACAAAGAGUCGGUUUAGCAAGAGCUUUGAUCGGCCAUGGUAAUGGCAAUGACAAGUUAUACAACCCUAGUUUUGAUUCCCUUGAUAUUGAUAUCAACGAGUUUUCACAAUACGACUUUGAAGAUUCCGAAGAAGAAUCCUUUGAGUUGAAUGGUAGCCCUUUCUUAAAAGAAGGGUUAUUGAAAUUGAGAGUAUUGAAUAAUGACUCAAUUGACGAAGCUGAUUCUACUUUCCAUCAGCAUCAAACAGCAAAUAUUAAUAACAAUAAUAACAAUAACAAUAAUCGUUUUUUAUCUUUAUUCAAGCAUCAGCAUAGAAACACUAUAGGAGUUAACUCAAACCUAUUAAAGAGUAGGACUACUGAGAAUUUUGUUGUUGUCUCAAAGGGUGAAAUUUUAUUAUACUCAUUUGAUCCCAAGAUUGUGAAAAAGCAAAAAGAGAUUGAAUACGAUGAAGAUGAAGAUGUUGGUGAUGGAAACUGGUUGAGGAAUGCAGCAAAGAUUGGUAGUUAUAGUCUAUGUUCUUCAUUUGCCCAAUUGGAAACAAGUCAAAGCGGCAAAUCUUGGUCAUUGACAUUUCCUAGAGUAUCAAAGCGACUAGCUAAGAAAUUUAUAUUUGAGGCUGGAACCAAAGAGAUUGCAUUGGAGUUUGUCAAUACUUGUAAUUUUUGGGCCUCAAAAAUAACAGCGAUACCUCCUUUAGAAGAAAGUGUAUCCUCAUUAGAUUAUGGGUGGAAUAACAUUGAUUUUUUAAUUGCCCAUAGAGACAAGUUUAAAAAGAUGAAGCGUAUACAAAAAUGGGAACCAUUGGUGGCUGGGGUAAAUUUAUCAAGUAACGUUAAUAAUCAAAUGGGGAUGAUGAAACAAUUUGUUAAGACUUCGAAUUACUACAAUCAUUUGAAGAAAUCGCAUAAUGAUUUUGUUACUAUGAGGCAAAGGUUUAUUAACAAUCUACCCAAGAGUUAUUAUGGCGGGUCUAAUUAUAAUCGAGUUUUAACUAAUUUCAAUUUAAAGAUUGAAACUUAUAAGUAUCAGUUACAAAUUUAUCGGAGCUAUAUAAUCAUGUUGGGAUUUGCUCUACAAUUAAGGUUUGACCAUGAGCUGAAGAAAAAGACAGACACAUUUACAGUAAAAGAAAGAAGAAGAAGAAGAAGAAAAAAGAGAGAAUAUGAAGAAGAAGAGGAGGAGGAGGAGGAUGAAGAUGAAGAGGAGGAUGAAGAUGAAUAUGAAGAGGAGGAGGAGGAAUUAGAAGAUGAAGAAGAAGAUGACGACCUAACUAGAGUUGUCAAAAUCGAGAUCAAAAGAUUAUUUGUCAACAUGAAGGAUAUUUCUCAAGUAAUACCUACAUAUAAAACCUCGAUGUCACUUAAAAACCUAACUGAGCUAACUCAAGAUUAUAAAUUGGUAAAAUCACCAAAAACAUUCACUUUAUCCAAUUACAAAAACAAUGAAUCCCCCAUAGCUCAAUUGCUUGCAACAACAAACUUUAACACCCCUAUGAAAACACCAAUGAUGGAGCAAGCAAUAGCCGAAGAGCUGGAGGAAGAAGAAGAAGAAGAAGAACAUGAGAAAAAAGGAGGAAGAAGAGGGAGAAGUAGAGGCAGUAGUAAAGGCGGAAGUGGAGCAACUGAGGGGGAAAAUGAGGGUGAUAGCGAAGUAACUAAAGUCGAAUUGCACUCCCCUGCUAAUAGUAUUAAAAAGCCUAAUCUAAACUUACAAAACAAAGUCUCCGCCGUGGUUAUAUAA